AUGUCACACCCACGGCGAACUCCCGCUGGCACUCCACGGGCCCAGUCUAUUGGCUUUGAGAAGCGGACGCGGAGCGAAUGUGGUUUUGAUGAUGUCGAGUCGUCGCUGGCCCCAUUUGGCGUUUCGGCGUCCCAAACACACCAGGGCAAUCUCACCAAAAUCCUCUCUUACCUUGGCUCUCGAAACCCGUUCCCUGCCCAGAUAGGCAAGGACGAUAUUGUGUGGCUGCUGGACAAUGUUGCCUUUCGAGCCCAGAAUGGGAACUGGCAUGCCGAGUUUGUCGCCGCCGCUUUUGACCACCAGGCCUCGCCCAAGUUGGUCGAUCUCGUGGGCGACAUCGCGUCCAGGGUUGGCUUGUCCAAAGGAGACAAGGAGGAAGCCACCAUCGAGAAACGUAUUGCCCCCUUCGUCAUGGAGGUUUUGCCCGGGAGACAAGUAAACCUCAAGUUCGACAACGCUGCCGAUAUUCGUCUAGGGCCAGGCGGGAGGAAUGGCAUCAGCAGCGACGUUAGGAAGGUCACAGAUGGCCAAGAGGGGGCUGUCACCGUGUCCAAGGCUGUCGUCCCUCAGGGUGUCACCGGAAUGCUUGAAAUGAAGACUGUUUACGCGGAACCUGAGGGAUGGGCCGUCAUCUCAGAUGUCGAUGACACCAUCAAGGUCACCCAGACGAGCAGCCCAGUGGGCAUUCUACGCUCGACAUUUGUUUCCCAACCCACACCAAUUCAAGGCAUGCCCGAGCUUUAUGCCUACAUCCAGACCAUGGUGACAAGCUCAGCACCGUGGUUCUACCUUUCCGCUUCUCCCUACAACCUGUAUCCCUUCCUUCGAAAGUUCAGGGAUGAUUACUUUCCGCACGGACAACUUAUCCUGAGGGAUUCCAAUCUUAUGACUAUCUCGGGGCUGCUGUCCAAUCUUACACUUGGUACUGAGAAAUACAAGGUUGACCGAAUUGAAAAAAUCCAUCGGUGGCUCCCACGACGGAAGAUGAUUCUCAUCGGAGACUCGACGCAAAGCGACCCAGAGGCCUAUGGAGACGCAUGUAGGAUGUUUCCAGGUUGGAUAAAACUGAUCCUUAUUCGCAAGGUUGAAGAUAUUGCGGCUGUCGGGAUUCACGAGAAGAAUGAUCCACAAAGGUUUGAAAAAGCCUUUGAGGACCUUCCCAGGAGAGCUAUGGCAUGUGUUUGA
Molecule: messenger RNA, 1185 nt
Organism: Podospora anserina S mat+
Lineage: Eukaryota; Fungi; Ascomycota; Sordariomycetes; Sordariales; Podosporaceae
Exons: 4
Coding region: 1-1185 (394 amino acids)
Cellular component (GO): actin cortical patch
Molecular function (GO): phosphatidate phosphatase activity
Source: RefSeq, a predicted model, not a curated record